Hibiscus syriacus is the source of this 1616-nucleotide messenger RNA. RefSeq names its product bZIP transcription factor TGA10-like. Bases 123 to 1553 code for a protein of 476 amino acids. Gene Ontology annotation, biological process: DNA-templated transcription; regulation of DNA-templated transcription. The transcript has 10 exons. The record is from RefSeq and is a predicted model, not a curated record. Gene Ontology annotation, molecular function: sequence-specific DNA binding; DNA-binding transcription factor activity. Lineage: Eukaryota; Viridiplantae; Streptophyta; Magnoliopsida; Malvales; Malvaceae.
GAAUAAAAGGAAGGUGGUUUUGCCAUUAAUGGUGGAUUCAAACGAGUUUUCGUCAAGUAGAACAAAAAGGGCAAGAGGAAGAAGAAGCUUAGCUUGCUUUGGUUGGCGUUGUUGUUAUUUUCAUGGCUACCGGUAGAGGCAACAUGAACCACUCCAUCCAACUACAACAAAACCAUCACAACCACCAUCAUCAAAAUCAACAGCAGCAAAUACAAGAGCAUAAUCAACAUCAUCAUCAAAAUCAGAUUCCUUAUGAAAUGAUGCAAUCAUCUUCUGUUCCAGGAAACUUCAUAAGCAAAGAUACAGGAGCUUAUGAUCUGGGUGAAUUAGAUCAAGCCCUUUUUCUCUACCUUGAUGGACAAGAACCCUCCAUUAUUCAAGACCAAAGGCAAAACUGUGUGAUGAGGCCGCCGACGCUGAACAUUUUCCCUUCACAGCCGAUGCACGUUGAGCCACCACCAUCAUCAUCAACAAAAACAAGUACAGGAUUAGCUUCUCCAUCAACUACUGGUUCAAAGAGACCAUCAGAGCCGUCCGUGGAGUUGGCCAACCCCAAAACUGAUGCUUCUGCUUCUGCUCCGAAUCAGUCAGCUAAAGCUGUCAAGCGUGAGGCGAAUCGAAAAGGGCCAACUUCAAGUUCAGAGCAGGAAGGACCUAAAACACCAGACCCUAAGACAUUGAGAAGACUUGCUCAGAAUAGAGAGGCAGCAAGGAAAAGCAGGCUGAGAAAAAAGGCUUAUGUUCAGCAAUUAGAAUCAAGUAGGAUUAGGCUUACACAACUGGAACAAGAGCUUCAUAGAGCCAGAACUCAGGGCAUGUUUUUUGGGGGUGGUAAUAUCUUAGCAGGAGAGCAAGGCCUUCCUGUUGGUAUUAACAACAUAAGCUCAGACGCUUCAGUGUUUGACAUGGAGUACGCACGAUGGGUAGAAGAGCACCACCGACUGAUGUGCGAGCUUCAAGCGGCGGUUCAGGAGCACUUACCGGAGAACGAGCUGCGGAUGUUCGUGGACAACUGUUUAGCACAUUUCGACGAGAUGAUGAACCUAAAAGGGAUGGUGGCGAAAACCGAUGCGUUCCACCUUGUGUCCGGCAUGUGGAAGUCUCCAGCCGAACGCUGCUUCAUGUGGAUUGGUGGAUGUCGACCUUCUGACCUCAUCAAGGUCAUAGUGAACCAGAUUGAGCCAUUGACGGAGCAGCAGAUAAUGGGCAUAUGUGGGUUGCAGCAAUCCACACAGGAAGCCGAGGAGGCUCUAUCACAAGGCUUGGACGCUUUGAAUCACUCUCUUUCUGAUAUUAUAACAUCUGAUUCACUCAGCUGCCCUCCUAAUAUGACUAACUACAUGGGCCAAAUGGCCAUCGCCAUCAACAAGCUUUCCACCCUCGAAGGUUUCGUUAGACAGGCAGAUAAUCUGAGGCACCAAACAAUCCAUCGGCUGCAUCAGAUACUGACGACCCGUCAAGCUGCAAGGUGUUUGCUGGCCAUUGCUGAGUACUUUCAUCGCCUAAGAGCUCUCAGCUCUCUCUGGUUGGCUCGACCUCGCCAGGAACAAUAGAAGAAACCCUAGCAUUAUUUUCGUCUUCCUUUGAUAUUUUCCCUAAGAUUUCUACAUAUAGAU